UGACAUUUGUUAAAUAUCUAGGUUUAAUAUUUUAAGCUUUAACAAAAGUAAAAUCCACCGGAAUUACUACAAUGAAGUAAUAUUAGAUAAAUAUAAAUGCACCCAUGACAAUAUGUAAUAUAAAGACUAUUUUAACAUAAGGAUAUAAGAUAAAGAUGGCUCAGUAUCCAUUGCACUAUGUGUGCGAUUACUGCAGCCGAACGUUCACUCGCAAAUACAAUCUGCAGACGCACAUCGAGAACUAUCACAUGAAUUCAUCAUGUUAUUGUGAAAUAUGCGACCAGAGAUUCGGAAGCCCAGCUGGUUUACAAUUACAUUUAUCAAGAGGACACAAUAGAUAUGGCCAAGCAUUUCCGGAAUGUGAUAUAUGCGGACGUAUUUUUACACGAAAGCAAAAUAUAACGUCACAUAUGAUUACAGUUCAUUUACAAAGCGGACGGCCAGAUAUUAGAUGUCAUUUAUGCGAGAAAACGUUCACGACAGAAAGAAAUUUAAAGCGACACAAAAAUCAAUUGCAUAACCCUAAUGCUGAAUAUCCAAUUUGUGAUAUGUGUAAGAAAGUAUUCAAAAGUAAAUCUGCUUUAAUAACACAUAUCACGUCUACACAUCAACAUGUAGAUAAAGAUUCACUGAAAUGUCAACUGUGCAGUAAAGUUUAUACAAAUAAUAGAAAUUUGAAAAGGCACAUCGAAAUGUUUCAUGGAGAAAGAGGUGAAUUUAAAUGUAACAUUUGCCCUAAAGUGUACACUUCUAAUCAAAGUUUGAGACGUCAUAACAAAACUAUGCAUAAUCCGGAAACUAUUCAAUAUAAUUGUCAAAUUUGCUGUAAAGAAAUUUAUGGUAAGGAAAAUAUAAACGAACAUAUAAACUUAUGUACACAAAAUGAUAGUUCUGAAUACAAAGAAUUAGAAAUAACAUCACAAUUAAUGUUUAAAUGUACAAAUUGUGAUAAAUCAUUCAAUUUAGAACCACUUUUAAGGAAGCAUGUCAAAUCUGAACAUACUUUUCAAGAUUUUUAUAAUUAUUGUAAAAAAUCUUUAUUACAAACGAUGACACAGACUCCGACUAAAGAUUAUAUAUGUGAAUUUUGUAAUAAUACGUUGAAUAGUUUACACGAUUUAAAGGACCAUUUAUUAUUUAUACAUGAAAAAUAUUAUAAUGUUUCAACGUGUAAUGUGUGUUUUACGAAAUUUUCAACGAAUGAAACAUUUUUGGAACAUCGUAAAUUUUGUAUACCACCACCGGAUGUCAAUUCUUGUGACCAUUGUGAUAAAUUGUUUACCGAUAUCACCAGUUUAGACUUCCAUGUGAAAAUAUUUCAUCCCGAAGCUCAAUCUUCAAGUAGUAAUGAUGAAAAUACAGAGGGAAAUUACAAAUUGAAAUGUCAUAUUAAGUUAAAACAUACUAAAGAGCAAAGUUUUGAUUGUCAUUAUUGUGGAAAAACGUGCAGUAAUAAAUUUUAUCUAAUAUCGCAUAUUAAAAUUGUACAUAGUAAUAUAUCUUGUUCUAAAUGUGAUUAUUGCCAUAAAUGGUUUAAAUCUAAAAGAAAUAUAAGAAGACAUAUUGAAUACACACAUCUUGGUAUGCAGCGUCACAAAUGUAUAGAAUGUCAAACAUUAUUCAAAGAGAAAAGAAGUCUCCGGAAACAUGUUAGAAUAAAACAUCCACAUUCAACAUUAUUCCCCCAAUGCCAUAUAUGUUAUAGAAGAUUUGAAUCAGCCAAAUCUUGUAAAGUACAUUUGAAAUUAAUACAUUCUUUAAAUUUGUCAACACAUCCGUGCGGCUUGUGUUCAAUAUCAUUCAAUUGUAUAGAAGCUUUAAAGGAACAUUUAAAAACUAAUCAUCUAGCUGAAGAUGAAAUAUACAAAUGCGAUGCAUGCAACCUACUUUUUAAAGGUCAAAGUAAAUUUGAUCAACACAAAGAGAUGUAUCAUUCAAACAUAAUAUGGACUGGGAAACGUAAAUCUGUGCCCCGAUGUGUUAUAUGCAUUAAAGAUUUUAGUUCGAGAAAAACUUUAAAACGACAUAUUAAGAAGUUUCACAACGAAUUCGAUGUAGACGAUUUAGCCAAUUAUUCAUGGCUUGUUAAAAUAACUAGCGUUGAUUGUGAUGAAUGUAUAAAAAAUUUUACAGAUGAAUUAAAAAAUAUUAAUUACGAUAAAUAUAACGAAUCUUUAGAAACGGUUGUGUAUAAAUGUGAUACAUGUUUAACAUCAUAUAAUAUGUUAGAAUAUUCAAUUUUAAAACAUAAAUUGAACAUUUCAACUAAAGGUAAGAUGAUUAUGAGUGAAUUUUGUACAGCGGAGUUAAGUGAAGGUGAUGAUGAAUUAAACUUAUCACAGGAUCCGGAGAGCACAACUGAUUAACAUAAAGACUGAAAUUGUAUCUCCUUAGUUUGUUUAGAAUUAAGAUUCAUGUAAGGAUAUGUUUAUUAUACCUAUUAUGCUUAUACAUUAAUAAAGUAAUAUACUAUUA
This is a messenger RNA of Papilio xuthus (Asian swallowtail), 2475 nucleotides long. RefSeq names its product zinc finger protein 845. The transcript is spliced from 2 exons. The record is from RefSeq and is a predicted model, not a curated record. The coding region runs from base 156 to 2366 and encodes 736 amino acids. Lineage: Eukaryota; Metazoa; Arthropoda; Insecta; Lepidoptera; Papilionidae.